AUGGCCACUCUUAACGGAGGUCUCUCCACGAACGGUCUCAAGGCUCAUCACGAUCACUUCACCACCAGAGCCAUCCACGUAGGAUCAGAGCCCGAUCCAGUGACUGGCGCCGUGGUCCCAAGUCUAGGCGUAGCCACCACUUUCAAGCAGGAUGGAGUCAACAAGCACAGGGGGUACGAAUACGCUCGGUCGGCCAAUCCCACCCGGACCCAACUGGAAGCUUUGGUCACGUCGUUGGAAACGUCGCCGUAUUUUGCAAGUGGAGAAGACUCUCAUGUGGACGUCUCUGGCGCGGCUAGCUUUGUUUUUGGAUCAGGAUCGGCAGCAACCGCCGCAAUGUGCGUUUGGGCAGGUCUGCAGGCGAACGAAGGAGGUGGAGGUGGGAAAGACGGCGUCAACGGUGGUGGAGGCCAUGUUUUGGCCGUCAAUGAUGUGUAUGGAGGAUCGGCCAGGUACUUGGCUCGAACGUCUAAGUCUACCGGACUGGAAGUGACAUUCCUCGAUAUGGAAAAGGCGGGUGAAGAGGGAAUCAGGAAAGCACUCCGACCAGACACUAGGCUCAUAUGGCUGGAAGCUCCCACCAACCCACAACUCUUGGUUCCGCCUCUUCCGACCAUCGCCAAGAUCGUUGAUGCUCUCCCCAUCGAGACUCGUCCACUCGUGAUCGUCGACACCACCUUCCUCUCUGCCUUCUACUUUACUCCCUUGAUCCCAAGUGGCCCAGGGGUGCUUCCUCUGGGAGAUGUCACUCUUUCAUCACUCACCAAGUACGGCUCGGGUCACUCGGACAUCAUCAUGGGCUCUCUCACCGUAUCUCAACAUACCGCCCGCACUCGACCUAACGUUCUCAAGGGCCUCCAAUUCCUACAAAACUCCCUUGGAGCAACAGCCAGUCCUCGUGAUUGUCACCUGAUGAUCCGCAGUCUCAAGACUCUGAGCGUGCGGAUGAUCCGACAUGGAACAAAUGCUCUUCGAAUCGCGGCUUGGUUGAGGGACCAGCCGGAAAUCGAGCAAGUGCGCUAUCCAGGCUUGACGACGGAUGGUGCGUUCCACAUGGUGGAAGCUCUUCUUUCGCCGAACGCGAGGCGAGAGUUGGAAUUCUUUGGCUGGAAAUUCCCCUUCGAGCCGUCUACGGAUACUUCCAAUAGCAUCGACUCCCUCGCCGGCAUCAGGACCCUAGGUAUCCCGUUCGGCGGCAUGGUGUCAUUCAAGCUCAAAGGGGCGUCGGCGGCACAGAUUGACACGUUUGUCACCAGUCUUAGGUUGAUCACAUUGGCUGAAAGUUUGGGAGGGGUGGAAAGUCUUAUAGAGGUACCUGCUGGUAUGACGCACAAGGAACUGGGAGAGGAAACACGUCUGGCUCUCGGAAUCACUGACAAUUUGGUGCGCUUCUCGGUUGGGAUUGAAGACGUCGAAGAUCUCAUUCAGGACUUGAGAAUUGGUUUCGCUGCAAUUCGUCAGUAG
This is a messenger RNA of Tremella mesenterica DSM 1558, 1464 nucleotides long. RefSeq lists its product as uncharacterized. The transcript has 5 exons. Gene Ontology annotation, biological process: transsulfuration. The coding region runs from base 1 to 1464 and encodes 487 amino acids. Gene Ontology annotation, molecular function: cystathionine gamma-lyase activity; pyridoxal phosphate binding. Lineage: Eukaryota; Fungi; Basidiomycota; Tremellomycetes; Tremellales; Tremellaceae. The record is from RefSeq and is a predicted model, not a curated record. Gene Ontology annotation, cellular component: cytoplasm.